Trypanosoma theileri is the source of this 1626-nucleotide messenger RNA. Its product is annotated as putative tRNA-methyl transferase. Gene Ontology annotation, biological process: tRNA wobble position uridine thiolation. Lineage: Eukaryota; Euglenozoa; Kinetoplastea; Trypanosomatida; Trypanosomatidae. The record is from RefSeq and is a predicted model, not a curated record. The transcript has a single exon. Bases 1 to 1626 code for a protein of 541 amino acids.
AUGCCUUCUACUGUUGUGCGUGUGGCGGUUGCCUUGUCAGGUGGAGUAGAUAGCGCCGUUGUAGCAUUGCUGCUCAAACGUUGCGCACCCCAAUGGCGUGAUGUUGAGGCUCUCUGCAGUUUGAAGUAUCCAUUGUCGUUGAGUGAGAUACAGAAGAUUCUGGAACAGCAUCGUUCUUGGUCUGAUGUACUUCAAACUCCAUGCGAAACGAUGAGAAGAUCUCAUUAUGAUCUGACGGCACCUGUUCACUAUUUUCCAGUAUUUAUGAAGAACUGGGAAGAUGCCGCAGAAGUACAUGGUAGUCGUCCUAGUUGGUGUGAAGCCGCACAGCAGGACUACAACGAUGCCACUGAAAUCGCCCGCUCGAUUGGUUUACUGCGCAACGGAGAGAUGAUGCCGCUGCACAAUUUCAGUGCUCAUUAUGUAGAAAAAUGCUUUGAGCCCAUGUUGGAUGCCUACGCUCGUGGGGCCACACUGAAUGUGGAUAUCUUGUGUAAUUCUGAGGUGAAAUUUCAUGUCUUUUUACACACCUUACUUAACUCAGGGAAAGCACAUUACAUUGCUACCGGCCAUUAUGCCAGGACUGCACUCUUUCCAUGCGAUGAUAAUGACAGAGGUGAUAAGGUGCAGGUGAUAGCGAGACCAUUUUCUGCAGGGCGAGACCUUAACGAUCAAACUGUGUUUUUAUCUCGUCUUUCUACAUUACAGGCUUCUAAGGCGUUAUUUCCACUGGGUCAUGUGUUUGAGCGAAAAACCGAUGUACGCGCUGUGGCAACUUACUUUGGUUUGACACCUGUUUGUAAAAAGAAAACAAGUACUGGGAUAUGUUUUGUUGGUGAACAUUACAAACGUAAAUCACAUGAUAAGAAUAAUAGUGAUAAUGAUAACGGAAAAGGUAAUCCUGGAGGUGGUUUCAGUUCAUUUCUAGAAGAGUAUAUUGACCCAAAUAAUGUCACUCUUGAGCAGAUUGUAGCAAGCGGGGGUAAAACGACAUUUGUGAACGCUGAAACAGGAAAUGAAAUUGAUGCAUCCAAACUUCUCUUGUUUGGAAGAUAUACCCGAUCUGUACUUCCUGCGUACAGUGUAACGCUUGGUCAGUUGAUCCGUGGUAAGGACCAUGACGGGCGUAGUCUGCGUUACUACGUACAGAAUAAAGAGUUAUUUCCAUUACAGGAAUCUAAUGGAGGAAAAGAAGAAGAAGAAGAAGAAGAAGAAGAUGGUCUGCGUUUUUUGCGAACUGUGUGGUUGGUGGACCGCUGGGAUCAUCCACUGUUGUACAAGAGUGUGGUAGAGUUGGAGGAUGUGGUACUCUCACUUCAUCCCCGUUCUCUUGGGCAAUAUACGGAAGAAAUACGUAUUGAUUGUCUUUGUUGUGCACGACAUCAGGAGCCUCUUCGUCAAGCCACUUUGUGUUUUGCGUUGUGUAAUGUACAUGAGUCGAAUGACUGCAUUCGUGUUAGUUGUGCCACUGUUGUAUUUAAUGCCCCUGUACGAGCUCUAACUGCUGGACAGGCACUCGUGGCGUAUUGGCCGCUUCGUAAGAAGUGUGAUGUGGAUAGUGCUGCAUCUUUAUUCGUGCUGGCGAGUGGAUGGAUCGCACAAUCUACAGAGAACUGUGGCGUUUGA